AGUACGGAUGACAUUUGUUUUCAAAAUAGUAGUAUGUUAUUUGUUUGAUAAUUAAAAAGAUUAAAAUGUAAAAAACAAUGGAGAAUGACCCCGAAAAGAUCGGUUUAGUUGAUUUACUAAAUACAAAACCUUUAAAAGAUUUAAAGUCUUUACUUUCUGCUGUUACUCAACAACAUUUAAAACUUGAAACCGAGGAUAAAUUAGAAAUUAUUAAUGCUAUAAUACAGCAUUCACCUGACGCCACUAGUAUAUUAAAAAGAAAAGUAUUAUCAUGUUCAACUUUAUACACAUACUUGCACCAAAAUUCAGUUCGAGUUUAUUCUCCAGUGACAAAGAAAAGUCUUAUUGAAUCUAUCCUAAAAUUUUGGAAAGAUCGUGCUAAUAAUAUUGAUAAACACGAAUCUUCACAACAACAACAUUGUAUAUUGCAACAACAAUGUGAAUAUUUAGAUGAAUAUGACGAUAUACAAGAAUCUGAAAGUGAUUCAGUAUCUGAAAAAAGAGAAUGGUCAGUAGUUAAUUCAAAUAUAAAUAAUGAAAUACAACGAGAAACCAUUAAUUUUCCUAUCAAUGUCAUGGCUAGAAUGUUUUCUGAGUGGUUUUAUAAAAUGUUUAAUGCAGAAAAUGGAUUAACUUCAGAUCAUUUCUGGCCAGAUUCUUCAUUGCGCGUUCAUAUUAAAUCAGGUGAUAAUGUUGAUGUCCAAGAAACCCUAAGCAAUGCAGGGGAUGUAGUUGAUCUAUUGGAGCGCACUAAAUGUUCACAUGGUUUAUAUUUCAAUCCAAAUAUUUCUCAUGGAGGUGUUCAAGGUCGAAUUGAUGUACAUGGAUUAGCAUUAAUUGUUGCCUGUGGAACUUUGCAUAAAGACAAUUUGUGUGUUGGAGUAUUUCAACAAAUGUUCGCUUUGGCAAGAGAUCCACAAGCAGAUAAUAAUUGGAAGGUCAAAAGUAUUGAACUCAAAUUGAAUAGUCAAAGUGUCAAUAAUAUACCAAGCAUAUUAGAUAGUGAUUACCGUAAUAAUAUACUGGCGUUACCUGUGCGUGAUGAUCUUGUGUGAGAAUGAAACUUGUGUUAAUAGAAUGUUUUGAUUGCUAAUAAAUAAAUAUUAAGUUAAAAUUACUAAUUUAUAUUGCUUAUAUUUAAGAGUUUAAUAUGAACUAAUUGCUUUUGUUGAUGAUAUAUUUGUUAAUUUUACGUAUUUGAGAAGAAAUUGUGUAGCUCAAUAAAAUAUAAAU
Ctenocephalides felis (cat flea) is the source of this 1233-nucleotide messenger RNA. RefSeq lists its product as uncharacterized. Lineage: Eukaryota; Metazoa; Arthropoda; Insecta; Siphonaptera; Pulicidae. The coding region runs from base 78 to 1055 and encodes 325 amino acids. The transcript has 2 exons. The record is from RefSeq and is a predicted model, not a curated record.